UUGCCAACAUCGAGCCCUCUGUCAUACACAACGGUGCUCACUGGCGUGCCGGGAAGUUUCCUCGGGGCGCAGACUUCCACUUUGCCUGCUGGUACCAACGGAAUCGCGACUGUGGUUAUCCAGACUGCUCUCCCAACAGCCAGCCCUUUGUCAUACACCACUCUGUUCACGGGAAUCCCAGGAACCUUCUUGGGCUCGCAGACUUCAACCCUUCCUGCUGGCCCCGAUGGUCUCGCAACCGUUGUCAUCCAGAGCGCCUUGCCAACCGGCAGCCCAGUUUCAUACACCACAUUGCUCACUGGCAUCCCGGGCACAUUCUUGGGCUCACAGACGACUACGUUGCCUGCUGGCCUCGAUGGACUUGCAACGGUCAUUGUUCAGACUGCUCUGCCUACAGCAAGCCCCGUCUCAUACACGACCUUGCUUACCGGAGUACCAGGCACCUUUUUGGGCGCGCAGACAUCAACG
Messenger RNA from Colletotrichum phormii, 468 nucleotides. RefSeq lists its product as uncharacterized. The record is from RefSeq and is a predicted model, not a curated record. Gene Ontology annotation, biological process: cell adhesion. The transcript has a single exon. The annotation marks the transcript as partial. Lineage: Eukaryota; Fungi; Ascomycota; Sordariomycetes; Glomerellales; Glomerellaceae.